AUGCUGUGCCCAAAGAGGCCACAGUGCCACGGGGUGCACAGGUCACUGCCCGGCCCAGGCACACGCGCCACGCCCCAGGGCCACACGCAGCGCAACGACGACGCGCGAGCCCAGAACAGCCCGACGUCCAGACAGCGCCGGUGGCAGGCCUGGACACAGCCACACGCCGGCGAGCCUCAGGCAACACCCCUGCAGCCGGGCGCCUUUGGGGUGGGAGCUUUACCCCGCCUGUGUCCCGUGGGCCCUGCCAGCCUGUGCCUGUCCGGGGUCCCCGCGCCCCCCACCCCAGGCUACCACGGGCAGGGACCGCUGCUGCCGCUGGACCGGACCUACGCUGUCCGGAGGAUACGCGACGCCUUCCGAGCCAACAAGGACGUCAGGGACCCCGCGGAAGUCCAGGCUCUGGUGGACAAGGCUAGGCGGGACCUGGGGGUGAUCCGCCGGCAGGUGCACAUCGGUGAGCUCUACUCCGCCGAGAAGCUGGUCAUCGAGCAGCCGCAGCAGCCCCGGGCCUAGGGCCACCCCUGGCCGCCGCAGCCGCAGCAGCAGCCUGGCCCUGCCCCCGCCGGGGUGGGGUGGUGGGGGGCCUGAGCAGGAGGCGCCCCGCCCGCACUCUCCCUCCCCCCCUAAAUAAAGAGAACUGCGCUGAG
This is a messenger RNA of Condylura cristata (star-nosed mole), 650 nucleotides long. RefSeq names its product LYR motif containing 4 (gene LYRM4). Gene Ontology annotation, cellular component: L-cysteine desulfurase complex; mitochondrion. NCBI's taxonomy places the organism in Eukaryota, Metazoa, Chordata, Mammalia, Eulipotyphla, Talpidae. The record is from RefSeq and is a predicted model, not a curated record. Bases 1 to 516 code for a protein of 171 amino acids. Gene Ontology annotation, biological process: iron-sulfur cluster assembly. The transcript has 4 exons.